Labeo rohita (rohu) is the source of this 4622-nucleotide messenger RNA. RefSeq names its product tripartite motif-containing protein 16. Gene Ontology annotation, molecular function: protein binding; zinc ion binding. The record is from RefSeq and is a predicted model, not a curated record. The transcript is spliced from 6 exons. Bases 83 to 1708 code for a protein of 541 amino acids. NCBI's taxonomy places the organism in Eukaryota, Metazoa, Chordata, Actinopteri, Cypriniformes, Cyprinidae.
GGAACCACAUGAGUUCAGGGAAAGAGAAACUGAAGUGUGGUUGAGCUGUUGUGCGUUUGUGUCUCUGUAUUCAAGCAGUAAAAUGGCAGGAGCCAGAGUUUUUCAGGAUGAGUUGAUGUGUUCAGUGUGUCUGGAUCUCCUGAAGGACCCAGUGACCAUCCAGUGUGGACACAGUUACUGUAAGAGCUGUAUUACAGACUGCUGGGAUCAGGAGGAUCAGAUGAGAGUCUACAGCUGCCCUCAGUGCAGACAGACCUUCAGUCCAAGACCUGCUUUAGCUAGAAACACCAUGCUGACUGAACUGGUGGAGAAACUGAAGAAGAGGAAACAUCCUGCUGACUGUGACGCUGGAGCUGGAGAUGUGCAGUGUGACGUCUGUACUGGAACAAAAUACAAAGCCGUCAAGUCCUGUCUGGUGUGUCUGGAGUCUUACUGUCAAACUCAUUUUGAGCGGCACGAGGAGUUUCGCUCAGGAAAACGACACAAAGUGACUGAUGCCACUGGACGACUGCAGAAGAUGAUCUGCCAGAAACAUGAGAAGCUCCUCGAGGUUUUCUGUCGCACUGACCAGAAAUGUAUAUGUGUGCUGUGUACGAUGGAUGAACAUAAAAACCAUGACACUGUAUCAGCUGCAUCACAGAGGACAGAGAAACAGAAGCAGCUGAAGGAGACGCAGAAGACGUUCCAGCAGAGAAUCCAGCAGAGAGAGAAAGAUCUUCAGCAGCUGAGAGAGGCUGUGGAGUCUCAUAAGCGCUCUGCACAGACAGCAGUGGAGGACAGUGAGAGGAUCUUUACUGAGCUCAUCCGCUCCAUUGAGAGAAGCCGCUCUGAGCUGAUACGGCUGAUCAGAGAUCAGGAAAAGCGAGCGGUGAGUGGAGCUGAAGGACGACUGGAGCGACUGGAGCAGGAGAUCAAUGAUCUGAGGAGGAGAGACGCUGAGCUGGAGCAGCUUUCACACACACAGGAUCACAUCCAGUUCCUGCAGAGUUUCCAGUCUCUCUCAGCACCUCCUGAAUCUACAGACGGAAAUGACGAUCCCUUCAGUUCUCUCGUCUCUUUUGAUGGUCUGAGAGAAUCUGUCCAUCAGCUGAGAGACAAACUGGAGGAUUUCUGCAAAGAGGAGCUCAAGAAGAUCUCAGACAGAGUCACAUUCACCAACAUUGUUCCCAGGACCAGGAACGACUUCCUACAAUAUUCCCAUCAGCUCACUCUGGAUCUGAACACAGUGAAUAAACGCCUCCGUCUGUCUGAGAGAAACAGAGUGAUUACAUUCACUGACACAGUCCAGACGUAUCCUGAUCAUCCAGACAGAUUUGAUUAUUGGCUUCAGGUGUUGUGUAGUGAGAGUGUGUGUGGACGCUGUUACUGGGAGAUUGAGUGGAGUGGAGAUUAUGUGCGUAUAUCAGUAUCAUAUAAGAGCAUCAGCAGGAAGGGACGGGGUAAAGAGUGUUUGUUUGGACGUAAUGAUCAGUCCUGGAGUUUGUUCUGCUCUCCUUCCAGAUACUCAUUCAUACACAAUAAGAUAGAGACUCGUCUCCCUGUGACGUCCAUCAGCAGUAGAAUAGGAGUGUUUGUGGAUCACAGUGCAGGAACUCUGUCCUUCUACAGCGUCUCUGACACAAUGAGCCUCAUCCACACAGUCCAGAUCACAUUCACUCAGCCGCUCUAUGCUGGGUUUUAUGUUACUGGAUCAGUGAAACUGUGUUGAUGAAUUAGAAUAGACUGAUGAGAGAUUCUACCCAUAAUGCUUUGAGCUGCAUGAUGAAUCAGUAACAGUGAGAUGUUAUAGAGUCUCUUCUUUUCUCUUCGUGACAUUCGGCAGAGAAUCAAAACCAGGAAACAAGACACAAGAGAACCAGGAUACAAGGCUAGGAAAUGCAGCUGUGACACAUCAAGACUCUGCAUUUAAUAUCUGAGUGAGCAGGGUUUAUACAGGCAGAGUCUGAUGAGAUGUGGGAAAUGUAGUUCAUGAAGGAGUAACAAUAGUCUGGGAUGGAGAGACAUCUAGUGGACAACCAUGGUUCAUAAUGGUCCAGUCAGACUAGAAAUCCUUGUAGAUACCAUUUCUUUCCAAGAAGGAACAGAGUUAUGAGGAUAGUGCCUUGUCUAGUAUUUUUGAAAGAAAAAGUAGAUUCAGAAUCAGUUUGUUAAAUAUUUCUCUCCCCGUUGUUCCUCGGGGGAUCGAUAGUGCUCUGAUACUGUUGCAGAUGUUGCAUGAUUAUCAUUUUCUUGCUGAUAAGAUCAGAAAUUUACAAAGUCAGAAAAAUACAAAUACUUAUGGUCUGUCUGCGUGUACAUCUAAUAUUAGUGCUGACGUGAAUAACAGUUGUACUGAAUUUAUGUUUAACAUUAGCCAGCACUUUUACAUUUGCCAAGAUGUAAAGUGCAAAUUUAGAAUGAAAAAGCUAAUGAUGUCGGAUUAAUGUGCUGGGCAAUAUUAGAUCAUAUUAUAUACUUGUUGAUGAUAUAGUUGUUGUGACGAGUCGGCUGUUAAAAUGCCGAGCGCGCCUCUCCUCAGGAGACCGGUCUAUUCCCCGUGCAUGCACGCUGGUGUCCUCGUGGGUCCAGGAAGGGUGCGUAAAGGGACGAGCGCCGCCGAUAGGAUGGACGAGCUUCCGGACCCGUGGUCCGGACGUGAGCCGCAUGGAAAUGGCUGCGGGCCAGGAUGCCGGGCCUUCUCACCCGCCUGAGGAAGUGCCGCCGCUAAGGAAUGGAUGAAGCCGCUAAAGGAAGCCGCUACCCCUCGUGCCGCGGACCCCGGCGGGGAGCAAGUGCGGCCGCCGGACUCCGCCCCUUACCUGGACCCUUCCCUUCUGAGCACUGCCCCUCCUUCACGGAUUCCCUUCACGUCGAGGACACCAGAUCCCCCAUUUAAUUUGGACACUUUUUCCCCUUUUUGGACACUUUCUGUUUAUAUUGCUUAAUAAAAACCUCUCCAAGGCCUAACGUCACGCCCACUGUGUCUGUCGCUUUGCUCCCACCCGUGACAGUUGUAUUUAGCAAUUUAAACAAAAGUGUAGAGAGCUAUAAACACACACCGUUCAGCAGCAGCGAGGCUGAAUGAUCCAGACUUCAUCUGAGGAAAGAGUCUGUGAUGAUGUUUUCUCGUGGUUGGAGAUGGAAGUGACAGAUCAACAGACUGAUGUUACAGGUGCCUCUACGACAAACUGCUUUUGUUCCUCUUUUAUAAGUCACUCUGGUUAAAAGCAUCUGGCAAAUGCAUAAAUGAUGUGUGCAUCUUAUUCCCUCAAAUUUUAUAUAUAUAUAUAUAUAUAUAUGUUUUUUUUUUCCUUUUUGUGUUGCAGUUAAUUUUUGGCUAUUGUUUGGGGGAAACAAAUUAAAUUACUUCUGGAAAGUAUGUUCAUUUACUUUAUAUGUACUCAAUACAUGGCAGGAGCUCCUUUUGCUUUAAUUACUGCCUCAAUUGGGCGUGGCAUGGAGGUGAUCAGUCUGUGGCACUGCUGAGGUGGUAUGGAAGCCCAGGUUUCUUUGACAGUGGCCUUCAGCUCAUCUUUUUUGGUCUCUUGUUUCUCAUUUUCUUCUUGACAAUACCCAAUAGAUUCUCUACGGGGUUCAGGUCUGGUGAGUUUGCUGGCCAGUCAAGCACACCAACACCAUGGUCAUUUAACCAACUUUUAGUGCUUUUGGCAGUGUGGGCAGGUGCCAAAUCCUGCUGGAAAAUGAAAUCAGCAUCUUUAAAAAGCUGGUCAGCAGAAGGAAGCAUGAAGUGCUCUAACAUUUCUUGGUAAACGGGUGCAGUGACUUUGGUUUUCAAAAAACACAGUGGACCAACACCAGCAGAUGACAUUGCACCCCAAAUCAUCACAGACUGUGGAAACUUAACACUGGACUUCAAGCAACUUGGGCUAUGAGCUUCCCCACUCUUCCUCCAGACUCUAGGACCUUGGUUUCCAAAUGAAAUACAAAACUUGCUCUCAUCUGAAAAGAGGACUUAGCACCACUGGGCAACAGUCCAUUUCUUCUUCUCCUUAGCCCAGGUAAGACGCCUCUGACGUUGUCUGUGGUUCAGGAGUGGCUUAACAAGAGGAAUACGACAACUGUAGCCAAAUUCCUUGACACGUCUGUGUGUGGUGGCUCUUGAUGCCUUGACCCCAGCCUCAGUCCAUUCCUUGUGAAGUUCACCCAAAUUCUUGAAUCGAUUUUGCUUGACAAGCCUCUCAAGGCUGCGGUUCUCUCGGUUGGUUGAGCAUCUUUUUCUUCCACACUUUUUCCUUCCACUCAACUUCCUGUUACCAUGCUUGGAUACAGCACUCUGUGAACAGCCAGCUUCUUUGGCAAUGAAUGUUUGUGGCUUACCCUCCUUGUGAAGGGUGUCAAUGAUUGUCUUCUGGACAACUGUCAGAUCAGCAGUCUUCCCCAUGAUUGUGUAGUUGUACUGAGACCAUUUUGAAGGCUCAGGAAACCUUUGCAGGUGUUUUGAGUUGAUUAGCUGAUUGGCAUGUCACCAUAUUCUAAUUUGUUGAGAUUGGUGGGUUUUUGUUAAAUGUGAGCCAAAAUCAUCACAAUUAAAAGAACCAAAGACUUAAACUACUUCGGUCUGUGUGCAUUGAAUUUAUUUAAUACACAAGUUUCACAAUUUGAGUUGAAUUACUGAAAUAAAU